Messenger RNA from Cyprinus carpio (common carp), 3984 nucleotides. RefSeq names its product transcriptional protein SWT1-like. NCBI's taxonomy places the organism in Eukaryota, Metazoa, Chordata, Actinopteri, Cypriniformes, Cyprinidae. The record is from RefSeq and is a predicted model, not a curated record. Gene Ontology annotation, cellular component: nucleus.
UUCUCUCAAACUACGCAAACUAAACAGAGCGGAAGUGAAUUCAACCAGCCGAAUGCGAUGCGAGUUGAGAAGUGAACAGCUCUCAUAGCUUCAGAAUUUUCUUCUCUUUGUUAUUUAGCGUCUUAACAACAUUCCUCCUGCUUGUGGAUGAACUGGAUUUCUGUCUGGGAUUGGCUGAUAUGCAGCUCUUCGGAGAAAAACGCUUUUCCUUGUACUUAGUUCAACUUCUUACUAGAAGGGCACUCUAAGGGUUCCGAUGAUGUCAAGCAAGAAAUCAAAGAAGAAGAAACACAGAAAGGAGGAAAUAAUCCCAUCAAACUCUUCUCGUGACAGUGAGAAGAAGGAGAGUGACACAAAGAUAUUCAGCAGCCCAAAAAGAAAACACAAGCAUCAUUUUCGGCAUGUAAGUUCUGACAAAGACAGAGCUAAAGAGAGGAGGGCCACUGACUCAACAUCAACAAGUGGAUUUGAAGGAGGAUUCAAGAAAGCAAAAGUUAGAGACAGCAAGAGCAGGGAAGAAAGAUCCCGAGAAAGCCAAAAAACAGAGAAAUCCAGGCCAGUUUUCAGGUCACCUGUCACACAUGAGAAGGAGCAAGUGAAUUAUAAAGGGAAGCAUGAAAAAGCAAGUCCCCAUAUGUCAGGGAAAAGCUCCAGCAGGCAUGCUGCAACAAACCAGCCUUCUUCAAAGGAGUUGGAGAAAAAGAGACAGGAGCUGGUAUCGAGGAGAUCCACAGCAGAGUAUCUCAAGCGGACACCUGCAAAGGAUGAUUGUUCCCCUGAGAAACCAAAAGAGAAAAGGAGGAAACUCAUGAAAAGGCCGUUGCCACCAGAGCUUCAUGCUGAACCCAAACAAAGAGACAUCAGAAACAUGACCAAUGCUGCACAUGCAGAAUCUCAUUCUGAAGUUCAAAAGGAAACGAGGAAGACAUUGGUGGCCAGGAGGGCCAAGAAGAUUGACCAUAAUGUUGGUGCACAGAGUUCUCAAGGCAACUCCAAAGAAGCUUUGCCAGCAGUGAAACAUGCAGGCUCUAAACUGAAAUUACCAGAAGAUAUUUCACCCAAGAAGCUAGACCAUGUACAGUUGGGUAAUGUCCCUGGUGUAACCUUAGGAGAAAAAAGGCCAUCCCUUGUUGGUCCAACAGCAAAUGUCAGUUUCAAGAUCCCAAAGAAGGUCACUGCUGUUAAAGCUUGGACAAACACGGAUGUGUGUAAUGUCAAUUCUUCAAAUAGCAGGACUCAAAGAACCGCUCAGCCAUCUUUCCCUGAUUCUACUCCAUCUAAACACAAAUUUCUCAUCUCACACCAGGAAGGACAGAGGCUUCAAGAGGUUUCUGCUCAAACCUCUCAUAAACCCUCUUCUCUUAGCUUGUCACAUCUUUCAUCUAUAACUCACAGCAGACCAGUCCAGCAGACACAUAUCGACAAAACAAGAGAGGUCACAACGCCAAGCAGUACUUCCUGCAAGGUACAACGUGUAACUCUCCAGGAGGCUGCAGAGACCCUUGACUGCGACCACGAGAUGGAGCUGGUGGAGGAGCUUCAUCUGGCACGCUCUGAGAGGCGACUGGAGGUGAACUUGAUAGAGAACUGCGGAGAGCUCACCUGCAUGGACAUUGACCCUACGGAAGAGGGUGCCGGCACAAUGCUAAAUCAACAUAAACAGGCCCUGCUUAUUGUUCUGGAUACCAAUGUGUUGCUCAGCCACCUGGAGUUUGUGAAGAAGAUAAGGUCACAUGGUCUCGGUGGGCUGGGGUUCCCCACUUUGCUGAUCCCAUGGGUGGUGCUGCAGGAGUUGGACUAUCUAAAGAGUGGUAAACUCUCCAGCAAAGUGGAAUACAAAGCCAGGCCAGCUGUCCACUACAUUUACAGCUGCCUAAAAAAUCAGGAACCCAGACUUGUGGGCCAGUCAAUGCAGCAGGCUUCUCAAGCUGUUGGUGGGCCUGGUGUUGUGAAUAAUGAUGACAGAGUGCUAGAGUGCUGUCUGCAGUACCAGGCUCUGUACCCAGAGGGAGCACUAGUUCUUUGCACCGAUGAUAAGAACUUGUGCAGCAAGGCUCUGCUCAGUGGGGUGAAGGCCUUAAGUAAGGCAGACUUGGCAAAAGAAGUGGAGGGAACCAGAUCUACAAUUCUAAAUUACAUUCAUGCUCAACCCGCUGUGCCGCCCCCAGCUCAACCCGUAGAGAAAGAGGAGAAAGGAUCACAAAAGAAUAAAUGCAGUGAUGAAGCAGAGGAGCGACAGUUGAGUGAGUAUGUUUCUUUGUUGGAGUCCUGCCUCCAGGGGGCGCUGUCAGAGGUGCUGGUGGAAGAGAUGAAGGCGGCUUAUGGAGAACUGUGGACUGAGAUAGUGUAUGUGAAGCCUCCGUGGAAUCUGGAGGGGCUGCUCAAGUGUUUUAAGAAGCACUGGAUAGCUGUGUUCGGAAGCAUUAUUAAGAGGAGCCUGCUCAGCUGUGUGGAGAUGCUGAGUGACUGUCUCUGUUCAGACAGGUCCAUAGAGCACAGAUCUGCUCUCAGUGCUGUGAGAUUGGCUGCAGAGCUGCUGUCGGCACUGGUUGGCAGAUCUCAGUACAAUGGUCAUGUAGCUCAAGCUCUCUCUACACUUCAUAUGCUAAAGGAAAGACUACAGUCUCCGAAAGCACCAGCAGAGGGUGAUGACACUGAUAAUGAGGACUCUCUGAUGGCAGAGAUAGAGGAGGAUGUAGCUCCGCCUCCUCAGACAUCACAUCAGAAUGUUUGGCCGUUAUUUGAGAGCAUCUGGAACAAUGUGUGUCAGAUUAGUUCGGCUUUGUUCUCAGCACUCCACUACACUCCAGGAGCCACUGAGCCCAGCCAGCGAUCUACCUCAACCCCACCUCAGGAAGCCCUCUCCUGCCUACAUAGGCUCUCCACUGCACUGAAACAGCUACUGGAGGCUCUUCAGAGGCUGUUAUCAGCGGAAGGCAGUGUUCAAGAUGCACAGUCACUUCUCUCCUUCAUUCAGACCAGUGAGAUUGCUGCUAUGGAGCCACGUUUCACUGCCAGGGACCUGUUUGAUUGCGUGUCUCAACAGGAAUACCGGGAGAAGCUGUGUGUGGGUGGUGCGCAGCUGUCUGAGCUGUGUGCGAAUCUAGAUCACUGUGCUGCUGCUCUGAGCUCUUGGUCCUGAUUUACCACCUGACUUUCCAUGUUUGGACCCAGCCAACUGUCUACUUACUAUCUGACCAGACUCCUUCGGACCCCGACCUGGUUUGGAUAGCAGAGUCACUGAUCCUCUGUCCUUGUACCAACCUGCAGCAGAGUCAGUGGGUGUCAGUCAUAUGACCCCAAUUUAUUAUGCAAAAGCAUCAAGGGCUGUUAGUCUAUAUAACAGAAGUUAGACUGUGUUCUAGUUCUUAUGUUUUAGUUCUAAACUUUGAUAUGUUUUUUAAUUAUGUUAAAUUAUUUGGAUUAUUUAUUCAUCUUACUUUAUAAGUAAUGUGCCCCAUUUCGGGAAAACACACUGUUUUAGUGAUGAUUUAAAAAUUGUUAUGGGUUUGUUGGUGUUUUGGGGUUUUAAACUGAAGAAUGUAGAAUUUGAUUUCUGCUGUACCACUUGAAAUCCUUCUGAUGUCCAGGAGCUGUUGUGGUAACAGGUUAUUAUGUGUUCAGAAACAGAAGUAUUACUUCAUGACACUGUCUCACACGACAUUCCGUGCUGCGAGGCUUUCAGUAAGUAGUGAGUGUGACAGUGAGUCAUGUGUUAAAAGCCAAUUUUCUUAGGCGCCAGUCUAGCUGCCCUUCUGGAAACUAUCACUCCACUCAUUUGUUCCAUGAUUCUAAGAAGGUACAUUAAGUUAAUUAUGACACUUAAACUGUUAGGUCUGAUAAGCUGCUGUGAUUUCUUAUUCUUAGUUCUGUCGCUGCAUAUGAAAUACCAGCACCAACAUGAUCCUCAGUCAUUUACGACAGAUUAUUAUUAUUUAUUUCUUUUUUGUUCUUUGAUUUCAUGUGGAAUGGUAUUUAUGCAUA